Molecule: messenger RNA, 1275 nt
Organism: Ostreobium quekettii
Lineage: Eukaryota; Viridiplantae; Chlorophyta; Ulvophyceae; Bryopsidales; Ostreobiaceae
Source: the annotation of a GenBank genome assembly
AUGGCCCCUUCCGUGGAUGAUCUCGAAUCCGUCAUGUGGGCGGAGCUGGAUGCCUGGUACCCCCGCUGUGUUGACGUGACGCACGGUGGCUUCACCGCGGGCUACGACGACAAGUGGAACGCCACGGACGAGCAGGACAAGGCCAUCGUCUUCCAGGCGCGCAUGACGUGGGUGGCGGCGGAAGUUGCGCGCAGGAGGCCGGAGGUGGCGGACAUGUUCGAGCCUUAUGCCCUGCACGGUCUGCGCCACCUGGAGGAGGCCAUGUGGGAUGCCAGGCACGGCGGCUUCUUCUGGAAGCUGGAGAACGACGGCGCCCACGCGCCGGACGGCGGCCACUACAAGCACGUCUACGGCAACGCCUUCGCCAUCUACGCCGCGGCCAACGUGCACAGGGCGGUGGGGGACCCCGAGUCGCUGGCCCUGGCCCAGCGGGCAUUCAGGUGGCUGGAGGACCACGCCGCGGACGCCGAGAACGGCGGGUACGUGGAGGCGCUGGAUCGCAGGGGCCGCCCGCUGCAGCCCCGACUGGACGAGAACGGCAUGUGGGCCCUCGAUCACAUUGGCACGGCGUUCGGGUUCAAGUCCAUGAACACGCACAUCCACAUGCUGGAGGCAUACACGGCGCUCUACCGCGUCUGGGACGACCCCGAGCUGCGCGACCGCCUGCAGGCCCUGCUGGACAUCAUCGCGGACAGGGUGUACGUGGAGCCCGGAGCGCUGGGCCUUUACUUCACGCCCGGCUGGGCUGCGCUCCCGGACCACGACUCCUUCGGCCACGACGUCGAGACCACUUACUUGAUGCUGGAGGCGGCGGAGGUCUUGGGCCACGAGGCUGUGGAGGCCGUGCGCGAGAGGGCCGCGAAGCUGACGGAGCACGCGCUGAUGUACGGAUACGACGCCGAGCUCGGUGGGCUGUACGACUCGGGCAGCGCGUUCCGCAACGCGACGGACAGGACCAAGGUGUGGUGGGCGCAGGCGGAGGCGCUCAACGCGUUCCACCUCAUGAGCACCAUCGCCGAAGGGGAGGAAGGGAGGUAUGAGGAGGCGUUCGCCAGGACGUGGGAGUUUGCCGAGGAGUUUCUGAUCGACGGGGAGCACGCGGGGUGGUGGUGGUCGGUCGACGAGGUGGGGGUGCCGAAUGGGGAGCCGGGCAAGGGCAACAACUGGAAGUCGGCGUACCACACCGUGCGGGCCAUGCUCGAGAUCGCGGAUCGGAUGCGCUCGGCCGGGCCGGGCCCGAUCGCCAAGACUGUCAACGAGGCGGGCGCCGGGUAA